CGCGCUGGCGGCACUUCCAAUAUGGCGGCGGCCGGGGCGGAGGUGGCGCGCAGCCCGGGAAUCGGAGCGGGACCUGCGCUGAGAGCCCGGCGCUCGCCCCCGCCGCGGGCCGCACGGCUGCCGCGGCUGCUAGUGCUGCUAGCGGCGGCGGCGGUGGGGCAGGGCGCGGGCGGUGCGGCGCGGCUGUACCGCGCGGGCGAGGACGCCGUGUGGGUGCUGGACAGCGGCAGCGUGCGCGGGGCCACCGCCAACAGCUCGGCCGCGUGGCUCGUGCAGUUCUACUCGUCGUGGUGUGGCCACUGCAUCGGCUACGCGCCCACCUGGCGGGCCCUGGCCGGGGAUGUGCGAGACUGGGCCAGCGCCAUCCGCGUCGCAGCUCUGGACUGCAUGGAAGAGAAGAACCAGGCCGUAUGCCAUGACUAUGACAUCCACUUCUACCCCACCUUCCGGUACUUUAAAGCAUUUACAAAGGAGUUUACAACUGGAGAAAAUUUUAAAGGACCUGACCGAGAGCUGCGAACAGUCAGACAGACGAUGAUUGACUUUCUGCAGAACCACACGGAAGGAAGCCGGCCCCCUGCCUGCCCGCCCCUGGACCCCAUUCAGCCCAGUGAUGUUCUUUCCCUUCUUGACAACCGUGGCAGCCGUUACGUGGCUAUUGUCUUUGAAAGCAACAGCUCCUACCUUGGACGGGAGGUGAUCUUAGACCUGAUCCCGUAUGAAAGCAUCGUGGUGACCCGAGCGCUGGACGGGGACAAAGCAUUUCUGGAGAAACUUGGUGUUUCUUCAGUCCCUUCGUGUUACCUGAUCUACCCAAAUGGGUCGCAUGGAUUGAUUAACGUCGUGAAGCCUCUGCGGACCUUCUUUUCCUCUUAUUUGAAGUCGUUGCCGGAUGUGAGGAAGAAAUCGCUUCCCUUGCCUGAAAAGCCAAACAAAGAAGAAAAUUCAGAAAUCGUGGUUUGGAGAGAAUUUGACAAGUCGAAGCUGUACACGGUGGACCUGGAAUCAGGGCUGCACUACCUCCUGCGAGUGGAGCUGGCAGCCCACAAGUCCCUGGCCGGAGCAGAGCUGAAGACGCUCAAGGACUUUGUGACUGUCUUGGCCAAGCUGUUCCCUGGACGGCUGCCAGUCAAGAAGCUGUUGGAGAUGCUGCAGGAAUGGCUGGCCAGCCUUCCCCUGGACAGGAUCCCCUACAACGCCGUGCUCGACCUGGUCAACAACAAGAUGCGGAUUUCUGGAAUAUUCCUUACUAAUCACAUAAAGUGGGUUGGAUGUCAAGGAAGCCGAUCUGAGUUGAGGGGUUACCCGUGUUCUCUCUGGAAACUGUUCCACACUUUGACUAUUGAAGCCUCGACCCACCCAGAUGCACUGGUUGGCACAGGCUUUGAAGACGACCCCCAGGCUGUGCUGCAGACGAUGAGGAGGUACAUUCGCACCUUCUUUGGGUGUAAGGAAUGUGGUGAGCACUUUGAGGAAAUGGCUAAAGAAUCCAUGGACUCGGUGAAAACCCCAGACCAAGCCAUCCUCUGGCUGUGGAAGAAGCAUAAUGUGGUGAACGGCCGCCUGGCAGGCCAUCUGAGUGAGGAUCCCCGGUUUCCAAAGCUUCAGUGGCCCACUCCGGACCUCUGCCCAGCCUGCCAUGAGGAAAUUAAGGGCCUGGCCAGCUGGGAUGAAGGCCACGUGCUCACAUUCUUGAAGCAGCACUACGGCCGCGACAACCUCUUAGACACGUAUUCUGCAGACCAGGGGGAUUCCAGUGAAGGAGGAACCCUGGCCAGGGGUGAGGAAGAGGAGAAAAGACUCACUCCCCCAGAGGUGUCCCAUGGAGACCGAGACACCCAGAGCGUCCGUCCACCCGCUGCACUGGGCCCCAGGCCUGCCCUUCCAGAGAGCUUGCAUCACAGCUUGGACGGGAAACUCCAGAGUCUGGAUGGGCCCGGGGCCCACAAGGAGAUGGGCGGGACCGCACCCUUCCUCGGGGUUGACUUCUCCAGCCUGGACAUGAGUCUCUGUGUCGUGCUGUACGUGGCCUCAUCCCUGUUCCUCAUGGUGAUGUACUUCUUCUUCCGGGUGAGGUCCAGGCGGUGGAAGGUCAAGCACCACCACCCAGCCGUGUGAGUGCCCGGGUGCUGCCAGCCACGGCGGAAGCUCCCUCGGAGGCAGCCCUGCCCCAUGCCACCUGCAGCUUUAAUAUUUAUGAUCAGGGAUUUUAUAAACAUGCGGGCCUGGUUUCACAUCGCAUGGCACCUUUUGGCUUCAAAGUCCUGGUUUUACAAACGCUCUUCUAACAAGGGAAGAACAUGGGGUAAUUUUGUGGGGAUAUUUGCAUUCCUGGCGUACUCAAGUCUGUUCGUGCUCCUUUUGCAGGUCUUACAGCAAAAAGACUUCUGUAUUUUUACUCUUCUAGAUGUGAAAAGAGGGUGCAGAGUCCAGGCCAGAUAGUAUUCCCCACACACUUUCAUCUCGUUUCCUGGACUCUGCCCCAUCCUGCAAGGCCUUGUUUUUUUAUUUGGAGAACCGCGCCCCCCGCGGCUCCCGGCUCCACUCCGUGAUCCCCACUCCCCCCAGUGGCCUUCCUUGCACUCUCUAUUCCCCUCACUCCUCCUCCCCCCGCACCCCCUCCCCCUCCCCCCGCACCCCCUCCCCCUCCCCCCACACCCCCUCCCCCCACACCCCCGCUCCCCCUCCCCCUGCACCCCCUCCCCUCCCCCCACUCCCCCUCCCCCUCCACCCGCACCCCCGCUCCCCCUGCACCCUCACUCCCCCUCCCCCCACACCUCCGCUCCCCCUGCACCCUCACUCCCCCUCCCCCCGCACCCCCACUCCCCCUGCACCCUCAUUCCCCCUCCCCCCGCACCCCCGCUCCCCCUGCACCCUCACUCCCCCUCCCCCCGCACCCCCGCUCCCCCUGCACCCUUACUCCCCCUCCCCCCGCACCCCCGCUCCCCCUGCACCCUCGCUCCCCUUCCCCCCGCACCCCCGCUCCCCCUACACCCUCACUCCCCCUCCCCCCGCACCCCCGCUCCCCCACGCCCCCUGCUCCAGGCUGCCAAGUGUUUUCCUUUAGCCGGGCGGAGACAGAGCAGAGCCGGACAGAGCCGGACAGAGCCAGAAGCACAGUCAGCCUCUGCAGCCCCCCCAAGCAAGUGCUCCAGGGACUAUCCUGUGCUUGCAGCUGCUUCCCUAGGGCAGGUUCCUGAGGGUUCUCCGUGCUCCUCCAGGUGUUUCACACCAGACGUGGGGAUUUCAACAGGGGAGGAGCCAAGGAAUCUGUGGCUGUGCUGCGUUUCAGAAAUAACCCCCAGAGGCCUCGGGCUGUGGACUUGGGGUUUGGAAGGAUGGGGGCUCAUUUAACCCUCAGAGGCAGCACCUUUGUCUAUCUGGUGAUGAGAGAGACAAGUAAAUGGGGGCCAUUGGGCUGGCGGGUCACUGGAGGGCAGCUGUGGGCUCAGCCGGCAGUGCUUAGAGCAGAGGCCCCUGUGUUGGGGGUUGGGGAGGAGAGCGGUCUGCCCUUGGGAGCAUGGGCCCCGGGGAGACUUCUAAAGCCCCCUCUGUCGUCUGCUCUGCACCCAACACCACAGAGGCACCUGCCACACACAUAAGCAUCUCACUCUGGGCCCAUGGAGGGGCAGGGGUGGCAGGGGCCUGCGCCAGGCUUCCUUUGCCUGAAGCUGUUUUGGGAAGGGUCUCCACACAGGCACUGAUCUCCCAAGCUUUAGUCAUGAUUUCUUUUACCAUUUAAUAAUCUUAAACAUUGUUUUUAAGCCCAAAACAUUUAGUGGUCAGUUGCCUCUGAAGAUUUAAACAAACAAAUACACAAUUUCAGGGAACAUUUAUGUUGAGAUUCUUUGUGGCUAUUGGUGUGUCUCACAGGCAAAAUUUGAUUUGGUUAAAAUAGGUUCAGAUGUAUUUGUGUGCCCGUGUGUGUGUGUGUGUGAGAGAGAGAAAGAGACUUUGACAGUUGUAGAUAUUUUUUCCGCUUUGCCUACUUUAUGUUGUAUACUCAUUUGUUUACUAACGAGUUGAUCACAUGGAUGUAUUCAUAAGACCAUGUAGUAUUGAUGUGAUCGUUGCCGCUUGAGAAAAAAAGGCAACAACUGAUUCCUUAAACAACUGUCACAGAACGGCUGGGCUGAGAACACUGCCCAGGGCCCUGCAGCUGGCGGGAGAGGUGUCUGGUGGGAGCGGUGUCUGGUGCCUCGGCCUCCUGCUUCAUGUCUCUCACUCAAGAGUUGCUUCUGGUUUCACACUUUUUAACCCCUCUGUGCUUUAGCAGCCGUGACCUUGCCUUCAUUGCUUCAUCCAGUGCGGGCCUGGGUUAUUGAAGACACCAAAGUAUUUCUCUUUCAGUUUGAAAACCAGGCAGGUUUACACAUGGGUUUCAGUGUGUUUGCCUUUGAACCCUUCAAACUAAACUUCAGCCUUUUGGCUGGUGUUGAAUGUCUUUAGCUGGGGUGACCUGGAGUGACCUGGGACGGUGUGGUUUACCGUCUCCAGCUUCAGCCUUUCCAGAAACCCUUGUGGAGGGCAGUGUUGGCGGCAGAUUUCAUCAUAUUGCAGUUUGAGGUCACCACUAUUUGGGGAACAAGCUUGCGUCCUGCUGAGGGGCAGGAUUUUCAGCAGAGCGUCAGUGGUGGGGCUGGGCCAUCGUGGAGGUGCCCGCAGGAGUCGUAUGGCCUGCUCAGAGCUGGAUGCCACCUUUAGGCAAUGUUCAGAGUCUAUUUUCUAAAGUUUUAAGUAUUUUAAGAGGUAUUGAGACUAAUGAAUAUAAUAGUUCAGUAAUUUAAAUUCUUAUUUAUUUUCAGUGGAAGGAUUUUUAUUAAAAAGAAGCUAAUUGACAUGGAAAUGUUAGUGAAAUUUCUUACCUGCAGGGAAAGUGAACAUUUUGUAUUUAAGUAAACUAUAAUGUGCACAUUUUAAUAAAGAAAUCUGACAUUUGAAAAAA
Molecule: messenger RNA, 4945 nt
Organism: Pongo pygmaeus (Bornean orangutan)
Lineage: Eukaryota; Metazoa; Chordata; Mammalia; Primates; Hominidae
Gene: QSOX2
Product: quiescin sulfhydryl oxidase 2
Exons: 12
Coding region: 22-2118 (698 amino acids)
Biological process (GO): protein folding
Cellular component (GO): Golgi membrane
Molecular function (GO): protein disulfide isomerase activity; flavin-dependent sulfhydryl oxidase activity
Source: RefSeq, a predicted model, not a curated record